Molecule: messenger RNA, 730 nt
Organism: Oncorhynchus masou masou (cherry salmon)
Lineage: Eukaryota; Metazoa; Chordata; Actinopteri; Salmoniformes; Salmonidae
Product: tropomodulin-1-like
Exons: 1
Coding region: 15-524 (169 amino acids)
Biological process (GO): myofibril assembly; pointed-end actin filament capping; actin filament organization
Cellular component (GO): cytoskeleton; striated muscle thin filament; myofibril
Molecular function (GO): tropomyosin binding
Source: RefSeq, a predicted model, not a curated record
UGGAACGCUUCAGCAUGGUGGGAACCAGGUGUAAUAAUCCCGUAGCCUUUGCCCUGGCAGAGAUGCUGAAGGUGAACACCACACUGAAGAGUCUAAACAUAGAAUCCAACUUCAUCACAGGGACGGGUAUCCUGGCUCUCAUUGCCUCACUGCAGUCCAACACAACCCUGCAGGAACUCAAGAUCGACAACCAGAGCCAGCCGCUAGGUAACAAGGUGGAGAUGGAGAUAGCCAGCAUGCUGGAGAAGAACACCACGUUGUUGAAGUUUGGCUACCACUUUACCCAGCAGGGCCCCAGGCUGAGGGGCUCCAACGCCAUGAUGAACAACAACGACCUGGCUCGGGUAAUCCGGUCUGAUCAUCACUCGGACAAUUCCUUUACCCUCACUCUGUCCGUGCCGGAACUGGAGAGGACAUUUGGUCAAAAAGUUCAAGCCGAAACUCACCAAACCCAAGACCAAGAAAUAAGAAAGAGAAGGCUUGAAGGAGGUCCCAUCUUCCCCAAGUGUCGGACAAGCGUGUAGCGCCGUGCCAGGCGGCAGCACUGCCCGGGCCCUCCCAGCCCCGUAUUCAGCCAGAUGCACUCCAACAGAUAUCCCAUCAACCCCUGCUUCCGAAACCCUAACCUCGACCCCUCUGCGAUGACAGAAAUCUUUCCAAUUCAAAUGUCAGGGGCUUUGGCAAAUCUUGUUCCUACUGUGGAAUGGAGUUGAUCUACUAUUGUAAAAAA